Pyricularia oryzae 70-15 is the source of this 912-nucleotide messenger RNA. Its product is annotated as endoglucanase-4. The transcript has a single exon. The coding region runs from base 1 to 912 and encodes 303 amino acids. Lineage: Eukaryota; Fungi; Ascomycota; Sordariomycetes; Magnaporthales; Pyriculariaceae. The record is from RefSeq and is a predicted model, not a curated record.
AUGUUAUUCACAGUAGCAGCAGCAACACUCCUUCCCGGCCUGGCCCUCGCCCACUCGCACAUCCCAUACAUCAUCAUCAACGGCGAGCAGUUCCCAGGCCACGUCCCCAAGACCACCAACAACCCACCCAACAUCGUCGGCUGGACGGCCAACAACACCGACGACGGGCCUGUCAACGCGACUCUCUACUCGGACCCCGACAUCAUCUGCCACCGGGCCGCCACCCCCGCCACCGCCCACGCCCCCGUCCGCGCCGGCGACUCGAUCCACAUCCAGUGGAACGGCUGGCCGGCCAGCCACGUCGGGCCGGCGCUGACGUACCUCGCGCGAUGCGAGGGCGAAGGCGGCUGCGCGGGCGUCGACAAGCAGGCGCUGAGCUUCUUCAAGAUCGACGACAGCGCGCCCGCGCUGCUGGACCAGAGCAGCGGCCCGCCGGGCAGGUGGGCCAGCGACGUGGUCAUCGCCAACAACAACAGCUGGACCGUGACGGUGCCCAAGGGGACGGCGCCCGGUGCCUACGUGAUGCGGCACGAGCUCAUCGCGCUGCACUUUGCGGCCCGGAAGGGCGGGGCGCAAAACUACCCGCUCUGCUUGAACUUGUGGGUGCUGGGGCAGGAGGAUGGCGCCGAGGGCGCUUCCUGGAGGGCGGGGGCUCUGGGGUACGGCCAGGGCGUGCCUGCCACCGACAUGUAUCGGAGUGACGACCCGGGGGUGGACAUCGACGUCGCGGUGCCGAGGAAGACGUAUACCAUCCCCGGGCCGACGGUCGUUGGCGGUGCGGCUCCCAUCCGGCCGGCAGAUCAGACCAAGAGCAUUGCGACUGCCUACGGGACGCCUGUGGCGAUUGUGAGUGGCACCGCGACGGUGCCCAUGCCGAUGGGAGUGACAUUUGUGCCGGGGCCGAGAUGGUGA